CAUCGGUGCCCUGGGUGCCCGCGUCAUCUGCGACAACAUCCCGGGCCUCGUGGGCAAGCAGCGGCAGAUCUGCCAGAAGCAGCCCGACGUGAUGCGCAGCCUGGCCGAGGGUGCCCUCGACUGGAUCCACGAGUGUCAGCACCAGUUCCGCCACCACCGCUGGAACUGCAGCACACUGGAGCGCGACCACUCCGUGUUCGGCAGGGCCAUGCAGCGCAGUAGCCGAGAGGCGGCGUUCGUGUACGCCAUCUCGUCGGCCGGGGUGGUGCACGCCAUCACGCGCGCCUGCAGCCAGGGCGAGCUCACCUCGUGCUCCUGCGACCCCCGCAAGAAGGGCAAGUGGAGGGACGCGCGCGGCGAGUUCGACUGGGGUGGCUGCAGCGACAACGUGGCGUACGGCAUCCGCUUCGCCAGGGGCUUCGUAGAUGCCAAGGAGAAGAAGGAGAAGGACGCGCGGGCGCUCAUCAACCUGCACAACAACCGCUCGGGGCGCAAGGCGGUGAAGCGCUUCCUGAAGCCCGAGUGCAAGUGCCACGGCGUGAGCGGCUCCUGCACGCUGCGCACCUGUUGGCUCGCCAUGUCCGACUUCAGGCGCACGGGAGACUUCCUGCGGCGGAGGUACAACGCCGCCAUCCAGGUGGCGCUCAACCAGGACGGCACGGGCUUCCUCGUGGCCAACCGCAACUUCAAGAAGCCCACCAAGAGCGACCUCGUCUACUCCGACACGUCCCCCGACUACUGCCUGUUCGACCGCGAGGCUGGCUCGAUGGGGACAGCGGGACGGGCGUGCAACAGGGCGUCGCGCGGCACUGACGGCUGCGAGGUGAUGUGCUGCGGCCGCGGCUACGACACGACGCGGGUCACGCGCACCGCCAAGUGCGAGUGCAAGUUCCACUGGUGCUGCUCGGUGCGCUGCAAGGAGUGCCAGGAGAGUCUGGACGUGCACACCUGCAAGGCGCCCAAGCAGGCCGACUGGCUGGACCAGACUUAGGGCGCUGGGCGGCGCACGCCACGCCGGGCUGGGACGCGGCGGCGGCGGCGGCGUCAGGACGUGCGACGGACUCCGAGGUUCUUCGUCGAGGCGAUGGCGGCGGUGGGUUCGGGAGUGGGGGGGGGGGUCGACGGAGGUGACGGACCGUGUCGGGAUGGGAGGGUGGCAGCACUGCCGGGGGCGCGCCCCGGAAUUGCGCGACGCUGAGAGAGAGAUGAGGAGGAGGAGGAGGACGCGCGGGGAAGUGCCACCACUUUUGAGCCGGGACAUGACCCCCCUCCACCCGUCCGGAAUCGCCGAUGGACACGACCGCGGGGGGCUUGGCCCGGUCGACGGCUCCCUUGCAAGAACUCGCGGGGAGAGCGGCGGCGGCGGCUCUCGACGUCACCGCUGAGCCUCGCCCGCGUCUCGUGCGGCGCUCGAGAGGCUCCGAGCGGCGUCUUUCGUUGGUUGUUGUUGUUUUUGCUUUUCCUUUUGUGACCGUGAACUGAAAGUGCAAUUACGUCGAAAAUGACCCGACCCGCGCGGGACACACACACACGCAGAGAGAGAGAGACGCUGGGGUCGAGAUGUUGGAGCUGCCCUGCUCUUGUGUAGAGGAGGGGGGGGUGGUGGUGGUGGUGUGAGAGUCUUCUUGGGGACACGAGUUUACUGGCGGCUGUUUGGUGAUUGUCUCCCAGCACCCAUCCCAUCCACCCGCCCCAUACCCCGCGCGCUGUUCGCCCGCAACCGGCGAGCGGCGAGCGGCGUCUCCGUGAGCGGCCCUUCCCUCUCGUACGCACGAGCAGUCUUCUCCUCUGCACGAUUCCCUCGUCGUUCGCGAGGCGAGGGGUGGGUGGUGGCUACGUUCCGCGGACGCUCGCGAAUUUAGCCGCGGUUUUUUUUUAUUGUUGAGCGGACGACCAAAUCGGGGCCGCGGGGAAUAAAAAAUAAUUAUCUUAAAUGGAUACGUAAAUAAGCUAUUGGGUACACGAGAAUGAUCAUGACGACACAAACCAAUAACAAUCGGUGUUAAUAAACGUAAAGUAAAUAAAUGUUAAAGUAUUAAAUAGUUUCUGAAUGAACUCAUCACAUUCUCUCUCACCACUUGAUCCCAUCACUCUCGAUCACAGCAGUCGUGCAGAGAGUUCCAGACGCGAUUCGCGGACAGCCAAGUUCGUGAAUAACGUGGGAAUACUGUGUACAUAUUUGCACAUAAAGCGCUUGCCAUAGCGUGCAUAUUCUUCGUAUAGACGUAGCGUGCUUUCAGACUUAGUCGGAUAUGUAGUUGGCAUACAUUGUUACAUUAUCCAAUAAGUUAUUAAAUACUUUAAUGCCAUUAACUAUUUCUGAAUAGCUCUCCGAUGUGUAUGUUACCCACACAUGGCCAGGUUUUCCUUUGAUAUAACAACUAUUAAUAAUGCAAUUUCUGUCAUUUAUAGCUGUAUAUUGGCAUGGUAAAACGUCUCCAAUGUUGUAAGUAAAUUAUCUCUUUACGCGUGCGUGUGUGACUGUGUGUGUGUGUGACUGUGUGUGACUGUGUGUGACUGUGUGUGUGUGACUG
Molecule: messenger RNA, 2534 nt
Organism: Petromyzon marinus (sea lamprey)
Lineage: Eukaryota; Metazoa; Chordata; Hyperoartia; Petromyzontiformes; Petromyzontidae
Product: protein Wnt-2b-like
Biological process (GO): canonical Wnt signaling pathway; cell fate commitment; multicellular organism development
Cellular component (GO): extracellular region
Molecular function (GO): cytokine activity; frizzled binding
Source: RefSeq, a predicted model, not a curated record